CAUUUGCGUAAGUAGCAGUUGUACCUCACAAGGUCAGUGGUACGCGGGUGACCCAAGCAGGGAGGUCUGUUGGGAAAGCAAUGUUCUCCCGUUCCGUUCAUUAGUCCGGUUCAGCAAGACAGCUGUUGUCGUCUCAGAGAUGGCCAGAGGAAGCCGGAGCCGUCCCUCAGCUCCAGCCAGCCCAGCUUCAUCACAUGCUCCAGCCCCUGCUCAUCCACCUCCUGCUGCCCUGGCCGCAGCUCCAGCUCAGUCCCAGGGGCAGGGCCUCAUGGCCCAGAUGGCUACCACAGCUGCUGGGGUGGCAGUAGGCUCGGCUGUGGGCCACGUCGUUGGCAGUGCCCUUACUGGAGCGUUUAGUGGGGGCAGCGGUAGUUCAGAGCCAGCCAAGCCUACAUAUCAGGAGCCCCCCCGGCCUGCUCCAGCCCAGCCAGGCCCCUGUCACUUUGAGGUCAAGCAGUUCCUGGACUGUGCCACCAACCAGACUGACCUGAGUUUAUGUGAGGGCUUCAACGAGGCCCUCAAACAGUGCAAGUACUCCCACGGUGUGACCUCACUGGUGUGAAGGAUAAGUGUUGCCUGUCAUGACAGACAUUUCAGUAAUUAAACACACUGUAGACAACACAUAA
Molecule: messenger RNA, 626 nt
Organism: Micropterus salmoides (largemouth bass)
Lineage: Eukaryota; Metazoa; Chordata; Actinopteri; Centrarchiformes; Centrarchidae
Product: coiled-coil-helix-coiled-coil-helix domain-containing protein 10, mitochondrial-like
Exons: 4
Coding region: 140-562 (140 amino acids)
Biological process (GO): mitochondrion organization
Cellular component (GO): mitochondrion; nucleus
Source: RefSeq, a predicted model, not a curated record